This is a messenger RNA of Anolis carolinensis (green anole), 2540 nucleotides long. RefSeq names its product disintegrin and metalloproteinase domain-containing protein 2. The coding region runs from base 26 to 2338 and encodes 770 amino acids. Gene Ontology annotation, cellular component: plasma membrane. The transcript has 21 exons. Gene Ontology annotation, biological process: proteolysis; binding of sperm to zona pellucida; cell adhesion. Gene Ontology annotation, molecular function: metalloendopeptidase activity. The record is from RefSeq and is a predicted model, not a curated record. Lineage: Eukaryota; Metazoa; Chordata; Lepidosauria; Squamata; Anolidae.
AACGAACGUAGGAACGAAGGAAGGAAUGAAGAAAGGAAGGAACGAAGGAAGGAACGCGGUCGGAGUUCGUUGCCGUUACCGGUCGCCCUUGCCGCCCACCAUGGCGAGGCUCCGGCUGGCCUUGGCCUCGCUCCUCGCCUACCUGGCCUCGGUCCUGGGUUCGGAGAGGACAUUUUUGCAAGUGACAAUCCCGCAUCGAGUCCCUUCGUAUGCCACUGCAAAUACGGAACAGAUGACCUUUAACAUCCAUAUAGACGGAAAAGUCUAUACAAUUCACCUAAACCAACAAUCCUUUUUAGCCCAGGAUUUCAGAGUGUAUACUUACAACCAUGCCGGAGCUAUUGUUUCAUUUAUCCCUUCCCUUGAGCGUGACUGCUUCUAUCAAGGCUACAUAGACGGUUUUGUGGAUGCCCUUGCAAUCCUCAACACUUGCGGUGGACUCAGUGGACUGUUGCAGUUCGAUAACAUCACCUACGGCAUUGAGCCGGUGGACUCGGCCUCCGGCUAUCAGCAUCUCAUCUAUCAGAUAGAAUAUAAUGAUGCCGACCUCCAAGUCACAGAAGAAAACUAUUCCAUUCAUUGGGGCACGGGGAUGAACCAAAGGGCAGACUCAGGAACACCAAUUAACUUCAGCACCAUGAGAUAUGUGGAAAUGCAUAUUGUGGUGGCCAAAGAUUUGUGUGACUAUAUGGGUUCGACGGAAGAUGUUGUGACAGACAAGAUCGCACAGAUUAUUGGUUUUGUGAAUGCUAUGUUUUACAAGCUCAACGUGAGGCUCGUGCUGUCCUCCUUGGAGCUCUGGGUCGACAGGGACAAAAUCCCCACCAAGGGAUCAGCCGAGGAUCUUCUGGAGAUGUUUAUGAGCUGGAAUCAGAACCACCUCAUUCUCCGACCCCACGACGUGGCCUUCUUAUUCGUCUACAGGAGCAAGGCCGAUUCAGUGGGAUCGAUCUUUGCGAAGAAUAUGUGCUUGAAACCCUCUUCCACAGGGAUUGCAAUGUUUCAGAAGGGGAUCACGUCGGAGACCUUCUCUGUGAUUGUCGCCCAGCUGUUGGGAUUCAGCCUGGGGCUCCACUUUGACAACUCGAGGCAAUGCCACUGUCCUGUCUCCAUCUGCUUAAUGGAUACCAAAGCCAUAGGGUCCGGUGGAGUCAAGGUCUUCAGCAGCUGCAGCCUCAAGGACUACCGGGAUUUCCUUGCCUAUGGCACGACCCAGUGCCUCCUGAACAAACCCCGCAUUGAUAUCGCCUACCGAGCUCCGACCUGCGGCAACAAAGUCGUGGAAGACGGGGAGGAAUGUGACUGCGGCUCCAUAAAGGAAUGUGAAGACAACAAUUGUUGCGAAUCCGAUUGCACAUUGAAAACAGGGAAAGAGUGUGCCUAUGGAGACUGCUGUGUGCUGGCGACGUGCAAGUUGAAAGCCAAAGGCACUGUAUGCAGAGAUGCUGGUGAUGCAGAAUGUGAUUUGAAGGAGUAUUGCAACGGUAACUCAUCCCUAUGCACGGACAAUUUCUAUGUUGAGGACGGACAGCUGUGCGACGGGGAGAAUGGGGUUUGCAUGAGCGGAGCCUGUCAAAGCUCGGAUCAGUGGUGCCGGCAGGUAUUUGGAAAAGACUCCAAAAGCGGGACUUCGCAGUGCUACGAAGAAAUCAACAGCCAAAAGGACAGGAUGGGACACUGCGGUUCCAGUGCACGCGGAUACGAGAGCUGUCAGUGGCAGGAUCUCAAGUGUGGCAAGCUAGUGUGCCUAUACACAAGCAAAAAGCCAUUUGCCAUUGAAAACGCAGCUAUCAUUUAUGCCAAGGUUCAGGACCAAAUCUGUGUCACCUUGGACUACAUGAAGGGACUGGGAGUGAAGGAUCCGUUCCUGGUUCACGACGGGGCCAGCUGCGGAAAGAACAAGAUCUGCAUGAACCAGAGGUGUGUGGACAGGUCUGUUUUAAAACUGCUUUGCAAUAAAGAAACCGACUGCAACAAUAAUGGACGAUGCAACAACCGAGGGAAUUGCCAUUGCGACAUGGGAUGGGCCCCUCCGGACUGCAAGAUAGAAGAGGAGGGAGGAAUCGGAGGCAGCAUCGACAGCUCAUUCCGAAGCGGUUCCGCUCUUAUAGCCGAACGCCGUAGAGUGACCGUCGUCAUCAGGAACUGGCUCCUGAUUUGCUUCUUCCUUUUCCUACCCAUCAUUAUCGGCUCUGCCGUCUUGAUCAUCAAGCUGAGAGACAUUUUCUCAGGUCUGAAAGUGGAGGAGGAGGUCGAAGAUGAAGGUGAAGGUGAAGGUGAAGAUACCGAAGGUUCUAGAUCGCAAGAUGCAGACCUGUCCGAAAAUGCAAGUGUAUAGAAAUGGAUGGACAGACAUUGCUGACUUGGUGGCUGGACUGCCGAAAGCCUUUUCUCUUAUCCUGACAGUGCAAACCCACAACAGUUUAAUGCGACUGGCCCUCUGUUGUGUAGUAUAAUUAUUCAAGCCCAUUUGGCUUGCGGCUACUCAGAUUAUAACAAUAAAGAAGACUUCAUUCUUAAAAGUAAAUGUAUGCGGUCUA